GGAUCCGUUCGGCCCAAGCUCCGCCUGCCAGCACCCCUGACUCACUUCCUUUGCAUCUAAGUGGAAACCUCCCCAGAGCUUCCUCUGCCUCUGUCCCUGGGGACCUGCAGGAGUCGCUACCCCUUCAAGCCUGACUUGGGCCAGGCAGACCAUGGCCCACCCACCUCACCCUUUGGGUGGAAUACUAGCAUUUCCUGCUUCCUGAGUUGCUGGCUGCUGGCCUUGGAAGGGAGUGGCCGAGCUGGGGAGCCCGAGGAGUGCAGGGAGGGGAACUGCAUGCCCAGCACAGGUCCUGAGCCAUGGACCGCGGCCACCCUAGCAUAGAGCCCCAGGCCAAGGGUCCAAGUGUGAUCGCGCCAGUGCGUGCCGUGCUGCGUCUGCGCCGCCGAGUCUGCGUCCUGCGCAAGAGGCGCCUCUUGCAGCCGGGCACUGUGCCGGACUCUGGGACGGGGCCACUUGGACCCAGCGGAAACUUGGGGACUCUACGUGCCGACCUAGACCAACCUAAAUUCUUCACCUUCGACAGCCUGACGGAGCUGUCUUCUAGGACACCCCGCAAGAGGCGCAGGCGUAGUCGGGUAGUGCUCUACCCGGAAACUUCACGGAAGUGCAGACCCCGCACAGAGCGGCAGAGUCGUGCACAGCGUUGCCUGCUGCUGCUUGUAGCCAUUGUGGGGUUCCAGGUUCUCAACGCCAUUGAGAAUCUGGACGAUAAUGCACAACGUUACGACCUCGACGGGCUGGAGAAGGUGCUGCAGCGUUCUGUGUUUGGCCAGCCAGCUGCUGUGGGCCGCAUCAUGGCCCUGCUGCGAGACUACCUGGCUACACAUGUGCACAGUCAUCCCUUGCUCCUGGCACUGCACGGGCCCAGUGGUGUAGGCAAGAGUCACGUGGGGCGCCUGCUGGCACGCCACUUUCGCGCAGUGCUGGAGGAUGGUGCUUUGGUUCUGCAGUACCAUGCACGACAUCACUGUCCCGAGCCACGCCCGGUUCAGGACUGCCGGAAGGAGCUGGCCCAGCGUGUGGCAGAUGUGGUGGCACAGGCUGAGGCCGAGGAGAAGACCCCGCUCUUGGUCCUGGAUGAGGCUGAACUCUUGCCACCUGCGCUGCUAGAUGAGCUGCACGACCUCUUGCAGCCACAGCGCUCGCACCAUUUCCACAAUGCCAUCUACGUGCUCCUAAGUGGUGCUGGUGGGAUAGAGAUCACACGCUUUGUGCUGCAGAAUGCAUCACGGAUGGUGCCCCCACUCCGCCACAGUGCAGGUCGUACUCAGACUGAGGGAUCUCCAGGCGAGGAGGAGUUACACACCAGCCUUCGAGAACUCCUGGCCCGAGAACACCCUCUGUGGCACACUGCAGCCAUCGUGCCCUUCCUGCUACUGGACAAGCCAGAUGUGGUGAACUGCUUCAGGGAGGAGAUGGCAGGGGAGGGCUUCUUUCCUGAGCAGGCACUGGCAGAACAUCUGGCGGAGCAGCUAAACUACUACCGUGUGGCUGGACACGAGUUUGCCAUCACCGGCUGCAAGCAGGUAGUAGCCAAGGUCAACGUCUUACAGCACAAGCCUGCACAUGCUGGGCGCUAGCCAGUGGGUCCAGGCAUUUGAACUGUUGACGAAAACAGGAAGGAUGUCAGGUGACUUGUGUCCCCCAAGCGUGUCUACCCCAGGAGCUAGGGACCCUGAACACCACUUCCUCUUCAGCCCUGAGCCUUGAGAUUCCCUACGGUCACCAGGAAAGCAGCUACCUUCCUGUAUGGAGUCUCCCCCAUCCCCCCAGCUCCCUCUAUGUCUGUAUCCCAGGAACGUGUGAUAGGGCCUCCCAGAACCAUAGGAGGUCACCAGGGUCAUGGUAGAUUGUCUCAGAGGGUGUAAGACUGCAGUAGGCUUCUGGUCCUCUGGAACAUGUGGCAGCCUCCAUGCCUCUCACAAACUCCCAGCCACCCCUUGAAUGCCUCCUUAGCUUAGAGGCCACAAGGCGGGGAAGGCUUCUCUAGGCCUCAGAAGGCAGUGGAAUUGUUGGAUGUCUACAAGCCAGUGAGUAGAUCCAGUGGAAUUCUUCAAAUGCUCUGGAGCAUGGACCCAGGGGAGACCCGCCCUCUUGAGACAGACAUGUAGAGUGGCUGUGGAAUCAGCUACAAGGUUCAGGGUCCUGCUCACCAGAAGUCAGUGAGGAGGAGUCUCUACUUCCAGGGAGGUACUGUGUCUCCACCCGCCCUGGCGAGACCUCCUGGGAAACCACGGAGCUCAGGUUUCCCAAGAAAGGCUCACUGGACUCCAGUCUGUCCUACUGUUGAGGAACUCCUUGUCCUGGCCCCUUCCAGCCCCGGGCUGUGGAGUGACGGCAGUGGAGUCCACAGCAGACAGUGGAAGCAGGGCAAGUGAACCGUGCCUUGAGGCUGCCGACUGUAGGAAGCAGGAAGCAAGCAAGAGGCCCACUGGGGUGGGGUCAGAUGGGCGGUGCCAAGCCUCUGGCUGCCUGUGCUGGCUGGUUACCACAGUUACAGUGGGUGAGGUUCCCUGUAGCUUUGGAGUCCUAGGUUCAGCCUCUCCUGUUUGUGUGGAAUUUGCAGACUGGAGGCUUCUUAGCACUCUGGCUAUGUCUGUGCUGCCACCUGGUGGGGGACCCAGACUUUGCCUGUGAAUGCUCAUCCUGGGUUAGAAAGUGGCUUGAAGGCACACAGGAAGUGGUGACAGAAGAGAUUAGAGAGGAGGAGCCCCUCAAUGGGGGUGUUAUGUCCUCCACGUUUGGAGAGACAAGCUGCAAAACCACCCAGGCUCAGGUUUCCAUAGAGAGGAUUACUAGCAGGCUCCCAUGCAGGUCCUGCGCAUUUCAUUGUCUCCCGUUGGCAUGGUCUGAGAAUCUGUGUGUGCAUGACCUGUUGAGUGUGGAUGCUGUUCAGUUCUUGCAGGAUGAUGCCGAGAAGGACCCCAGGAUUGUCACCUGAAAAUCUACCUGGAAGUGUCCCCUACCCAGCCAAGUGUUGCUUAUAGUGAUUCAGUUAACACCUGCAGGGCAUUAAUUUAGUGAGGGUCCAAACCCCCGCAGGCAGCAGUUUCUCUUUAUUUAUAAAACUGUGCACUUCUUAAAUAAUUUCAUGGAGGCUAAUUUCUGCUCUAAAGAGGCCUGUGCACUCCGCACUGAGCAUGUUGCAUUGUGCCGUGAAUAAACCGCAGCGCAAAUCUACCCAUCUGCUGUCUUGUCUUUUCUGACUGUCUGUGGUACUGAAACCUGUCAAUGGUGAGUAAAUUCACCAACAUUUCUGUCUAACCAUCUAUUUAAUAAUUCCUGACUCUGGAGACAGGCCUGGUGGUGUGCGCCUUUAGUCCCAAUACUCAGAGGCAGAGGCAGUCAGAUCUCUUGAGUUCAAGGCCAGCCUGGUCUACAGAGCGAGUUCCAGGACAGACAGGGCUACACAGAAAAUCCCUGUCUCAAAACCCCCGAACCAUCCCCCCCCAAAAAAUGAUAAUUUGUGUUUUCCCAGGGUUUUACAUUUGUAGCCCAGGCUCAUCUUGAACUUUUGAGCCUCUUAAAUGCUAGAAUUAUACUUGCAUACCAUCAUGCUGGCCAGAUGGAUUUUAUAGGUUUUGAUAUUUGAGAAUUCUGAAGGACGAGGGUGGGGGCAGCAAGAUUUUGAUGAGCGUCAAGAGGAGACUGUUUCUUUCUGGCAAGACAUUACUAUUUUUUUGUAAAAUUAUUUUAAAGGCUUAUUUAAUAUUAUUAAAUAUUAUUAUUUUCAAGUUUA
Messenger RNA from Apodemus sylvaticus (European woodmouse), 3742 nucleotides. RefSeq names its product torsin family 4 member A (gene Tor4a). NCBI's taxonomy places the organism in Eukaryota, Metazoa, Chordata, Mammalia, Rodentia, Muridae. Gene Ontology annotation, molecular function: ATP binding; ATP hydrolysis activity. Bases 300 to 1583 code for a protein of 427 amino acids. Gene Ontology annotation, cellular component: nuclear envelope; endoplasmic reticulum lumen. The record is from RefSeq and is a predicted model, not a curated record. The transcript is spliced from 2 exons.